Fulvia fulva is the source of this 1290-nucleotide messenger RNA. Its product is annotated as Dothistromin biosynthesis peroxidase dotB. The record is from RefSeq and is a predicted model, not a curated record. The transcript is spliced from 4 exons. Gene Ontology annotation, molecular function: peroxidase activity. Bases 1 to 1290 code for a protein of 429 amino acids. Lineage: Eukaryota; Fungi; Ascomycota; Dothideomycetes; Mycosphaerellales; Mycosphaerellaceae.
AUGAAGUUCUCGGCUGGGCUCACUCUCUCGGCGGCCAGCUAUGCAGCGGCAUGGCCUAUGGUUGCGGAAAUGAACGCAAAGAUGCUGGAAGCUGAACUAGUCAAGCGCGAAGAACCACCACCACGAGCACCCGCCUUCGUCAUCGAUCGCCCGAACACUGGACUGCCACCCAGGCCAUUCGACGCAGAAGAUCAGUUUGUCGACGUUCGGCCAGGGAGUGGACAUGAAUGGGCUGCUCCAGGACCUGGCGAUAUUCGCGGCCAAUGCCCUGGACUUAAUGCCGCAGCCAACCAUGGAUUCCUGAACCGUAACGGAAUCUCGACCAUCACGCAAGCUAUUGAUGGCCUUGGCGCGGCCUAUGCUAUGGCACCGACGCUGUCUGCCUUCCUGGCAAUUGUCGCCGUCGGAUUGGGUGGAGACCCAAUCACGCAGCGAUGGUCGAUUGGCGGUUCUUUCGCGCCAUCGCUACCGCUCUUCCCAGCACGGGGUAUUGCGGGCACGCACAACAAGUAUGAGGGCGACGCAUCGAUCAUGCGAGGCGAUGCGUACCUGAACGGCGGCAACGUCGGAGUACUAGAGCUCCGCCGAUUCGAGCACAUGUGGAACCUUGGCGAGACCUUUGGCUUCGCUGAAGCUGCUGCGCAAUCCGACUACAACACCCGCUGGUCCAUCAUGAACAACCCAUACUACUUCUCCGCACCAUUCUCCGGCUUGAUUGCCCCAGCCGCACACAACUUGGUAAUAAACUUGAUGUCGAACCACAGCGCCGAAGUACCAGGCGGCACUCUUACCCGCGAAGUCUUGAAGUCUUUCUUCUCCGUCACUGGCGAUGCUCCCGGCUCGUUCACCUGGGUAAAAGGCCACGAUAGGAUCCCAGAGAACUGGUAUCGCCGCAACUCAGCCGAUGGGCACACCAUCGCCGAGGCGGUUGUCGACGUGAACAUCAACAACCUGGCCUACCCUGGCACCAUCCGAUUCGGCGGUAACACGGGCACAGUCAACUCAUUCGCCGGCGUCGACUUGCAGGACAUUACCGGUGGAGCCUUUAACCUUGCCGACUUGGCCGAUGGUAACAACGGUGCAUGUUUCCUCUUGCAAGCUUCUUUGGCAGGUUUCCCUGACGCUUUUGACCCGGCUCUUGGUCUGUUGGGAAGCGUUCUCGGGUGGGCUACACAGCAAUUGGGACCAAUUGGUCAGAACCUCGGGUGCCCGCAACUCAACAUGUUCAACAACAACCUCUUCGACUCUUUCCUAGGUGCUUCCUACACCGGAAAUGGCCAAGGGCAGUAA